GGGGGCGGCGGGCGCCGCGGGGCUGAGCGGCGGGCGGCCGGGGCUCCGCGGCCCCGGGGUGGGCACCCGCCCGCCCGCCCGGCGCCGCACCCGACAUACGGAUUUACGGCGCGGAUUGCAGCCUCCGGAGCGGCUCCCGCAGGGAUGGAGGGAUGCAUGUGCAGCUGGGAGCAGAAGGAGCACAGCACAGCCCUGUGGGGAUAGGUGUGAAGGUGGUUCUUCGUGAGGACUCAGCAGGACCCCCCCAGAUCCCAGAGGAACGUAGGGUAUCACUGGGGAGAGGAGAACUCCCCUCCCUGCUGCCCAGUUGCCUUCUGCCUUUCCAGAGAUCUGUGCCAGGAUUUGGGGCUCAGAGCCCGAAGGUGCAUUAGUGCUGUAGGAUCACUGGAGAUCCUGAUAAUGAUGGGGGACCUGCCACGGAGGAGGGACAUCCCUCGAGGAGGCUGUGCACCUCUGUAAACCCUGGCUGCUGGUGGCAGAGGCUGCCUGGGGCUGGGGGCAGAGCUGUGGUGCCUUCAGGGCACAGCCAGUGAAGGGCCAAGAGCUGGGGACAGCUCCUCUGGGGAUCUCUUCCUGGGGCAGCCUAGGUCCCCAGGCUUGCCGUGGAUGUCCCCUUGUCCCUCGCUGGCAGGACUGCUCCCCUAGUGCCGGCACAGAGGGAGGGACGCUCAUCUCACCAUGGUGCUGCCGCCGCCCGACAAACGCCACGUCUGUCUGACCACCAUCGUCAUCAUGACCAGCAUGGCCUUCAUGGACGCCUACCUGGUGGAGCAGAACCAGGGUCCCCGCAAAAUCGGUGUCUGCAUCAUCGUGCUGGUGGGGGACAUCUGCUUCCUCAUCGUGCUACGCUACGUGGCAGUGUGGGUGGGGGCGGAGGUGAAGACAGCCAAGCGGGGCUAUGCCAUGAUUCUGUGGUUCCUCUACAUCUUUGUGCUGGAGAUCAAGCUGUAUUUCAUCUUUCAGAAUUACAAAGCGGACAAGAAGAACCUGGAGACGGUGGCCAGGAAAGCCCUGACCCUGCUUCUCUCCAUCUGCGUGCCAGGGCUCUACCUGGUGCUGGUGGCCUUGGACAGCAUGGAGUACAUACGGACCUUUCGAAAGAAAGAGGACUUGCGGGGACGCCUCUUCUGGGUGGCCCUCGACCUGCUGGAUAUCUUGGACAUCCAGGCCAACCUCUGGGAGCCGCACAGGACCGGCCUGCCCAUCUGGGCAGAGGGGCUCAUGUUCUUCUACUGCUACAUACUCCUCCUGAUCCUGCCUUGCGUGUCCCUCAGUGAGAUCAGCAUGCAAGGGGAGCACAUUGCCCCGCAAAAAAUGAUGCUCUACCCCGUCCUCAGCCUGGUCACCAUUAACAUCGUCACCAUCUUCAUCCGGGCCAUCAACAUGAUCUUGUUCCAGGACAGCAGGGUCUCCACCAUCUUUAUUGGCAAAAACAUCAUCGCGAUUGCCACCAAGGCAUGCACCUUCCUUGAGUACAAGAGGCAGGUGAAGGAGUUUCCCCAGAACGCCAUUGCCCUGGAGCUCCAGCAGAACUCCCUCUCCCACAAUCAGACCAUCCACAGUGCACAGGGCAUCCCCCAUGAGCCGUCGCCCACCAGUGAGAUCCUGGACACAUGAGGGAUGACCCCCAGCCAGUGUCAGUUCAGACAGCCCCGUGCCGAGCGGAGCAGGGAUGCUGCUUCCCUGCUGCACGGAGCGAGAGCGAUGGACAAAUCCUGGCAGCGAGGGCUCUUCUAGGCACAAAACACCAACCAUGUUUUGAUUGAGCUAUGGAGUGUCCCCUAGAUGUCUUCAUCUCAGGUAUAACCCUAGGAGUCCUCCAGACAAACCAAAUUAACUUGCAAAGGACCUGAACCAGCUAACCCUCUCCCUCCUUCCCACCACCUUCUCCCCUCCCGAGCAAAGACCACUAUGGUUGCAAUGUCCCUUUUUACUCCUUGAGCACUUCACCUUUACUCCAAGCCUGGAACGAAGAUUUUGUUACUGGAGACCUUUUUAUGGAGUGGGGACAGGGGUGUAUGGGUUGAGGGGGAGGGUGGGAGAUUUGAACCAGUAAACCCUGUGAUUGUAGAUGUCUCUUAUCUCCAAUGGUUGUGUUUACAGUUUCCUAUUUAUAUCAGCUCCCAGGGGCUCCUGGGCUGCCCUGGGGGCCGGUGUCCUUGCAGUGGAUGAGAGUAGCAAGCCCUGCAGUGGGGAAGUGGGACUGGAGGCCAGCAUGGCCCCCCGACCCCAGGACAGAGGGGGACUGCACUCCCACCAGCGCACUGCGCCGACUCUGCUGGCAGCAAUAUUUGACAACCUAAAGCUAAUCAAAUGCUGGUGUUUUACGUAUUUCAUUCACUUCAAACGACUCAGCACAAUAUUUCUAUUUUUAGAAGGGUCUCUCUUGCUCUCUCCCUGCCUGCAGCUGCUGGUGCGGCCCCCGCGGGCACCGCCGCAGGCAGGCACAGACACCCAGGACAGCUUAGGCGUAAGGAUGGCAACGAUGCACUUCACAUCGAGUGUUUAUAAAGAGGGCUGCUUUCCACAGCUACUAUAUUUUUAAAAUAAAAUAUUAAAAAAGAAAAAAAAGAACCAACAAACAACCCAAAAAAGCGCUGGGAAGGAUGUGCUGCCCCAGCAGGUGGCCGGGCUCAGGGCUGGGCAGGGGUCUUCCCCCGCUCAUGUGUGUGGUGGUGAGGGGCUUAGCCGGCAGCGGGCAGCAGGAGGCAAGCGCCAGCUGGACAAUAAAAGCCCCUUGAGAGCAA
Columba livia (rock pigeon) is the source of this 2747-nucleotide messenger RNA. RefSeq names its product transmembrane protein 121 (gene TMEM121). The record is from RefSeq and is a predicted model, not a curated record. NCBI's taxonomy places the organism in Eukaryota, Metazoa, Chordata, Aves, Columbiformes, Columbidae. Bases 679 to 1617 code for a protein of 312 amino acids. The transcript is spliced from 2 exons.